AUGGCACGAAUCGAACUAGCACCACGACCCAAAGUGGCACGGGGAAACCUCAUUCCCAAGAUGGCGCCCGUUGUAACACAAUCCCUAGCUCCAAAGCCAAGGAAAUCCUCCAAGAGAGGUAACAAACGUAGAAGGGGUAAGACUUUAAUCACAAAGGCAGUCGAGAAACUCGCUGCCGUUCUCAAGAGGCCACGGUCUACGAAUAUUGAAAAGGCCGAGGCCUGUUUCAAAGUUACGUAUGCAAAGAUGAAAGCAUACGAACAGGAAGAAGAGGGCAGAGGAAAAUGGAACGCCGCUGCUGCAAGGAAACUCGAAGCUCGACUUGGCAAGACUUUCCAUGAGGAUAAAAUGAAUGAAUAUCUUGAAGCUGCCAAAGAAGAGUGUAGAGGGGCGUCUGAUAUCUACUGCGGAGUUCCUAAUCUGCCAGAAUUCCUUCGAACGGAAUUUUGGACCAUAGUGGAAUACUGGAAUCAAUACCCUGGCGGCAGAGAGGGUACAUUUAUUGUUUACAAGUAUGAUAUGCCAGAUGGUGGUAUCAGAUUUGCGUUAAGAGAUGGAACUCAAGUAAAGACUGGGCGCUCAGAUGACGUCGGUCUUUAUGACAAAGGGGGUAAUAUGCGAUAG
This is a messenger RNA of Botrytis byssoidea, 624 nucleotides long. RefSeq lists its product as uncharacterized. NCBI's taxonomy places the organism in Eukaryota, Fungi, Ascomycota, Leotiomycetes, Helotiales, Sclerotiniaceae. The transcript has a single exon. The coding region runs from base 1 to 624 and encodes 207 amino acids. The record is from RefSeq and is a predicted model, not a curated record.